This is a messenger RNA of Klebsormidium nitens, 2318 nucleotides long. The record is from the annotation of a GenBank genome assembly. NCBI's taxonomy places the organism in Eukaryota, Viridiplantae, Streptophyta, Klebsormidiophyceae, Klebsormidiales, Klebsormidiaceae.
AAGCUUCCAACUCGGAAAUUAUUGAGUUGCGAGGGUGGAGGACGCCCAAAAGCACACUGUCAAUAGAAGCAGCUCGCCUACAGAAAAGGAGGCAGCCUUCUGCAGUAAUGGCUCCUUCUGCUGACACCAGCGCAGCGAGCUCUCGCAUUGCGGUUCUUUCCAGCCAUUUGCGUACCUCGUCCAUCAGUGAAGGUCAAUCUGCAGAGCACCUCGUGCCUAGGACAACUGAUGCGCAAGCGGAGGUACGCCCUACCCCGGGGGGAGGAAAAGGCAAGCUGCAUGUUACUGACGAGAGGACUGGAAAACAAUAUGCUCUGGAAAUCAAGGACGGGGGAGUGGUGACAGCAACUGAUUUCAAAAAGAUCAAGGCGGGUGGUGAUGGAAUUGGGCUGACUCUGUUCGACCCCGGCUACAUCAACACGGCUCCAGUCAAGUCGUCCAUCUCGUACAUCGAUGGCGACAAGGGGAUUCUCCGAUACAGGGGCUAUCCGAUUGAGGAAUUGGCAGAAAAAAGCACCUUUUUGGAAACAGCAUACCUCCUGUUGUAUGGCAACCUGCCUUCAGCUGCACAACUAGCGAACUGGGAGGAUGCGGUCAUGAGACACUCCGCUGUGCCGGAGGGAGUGUUUGCAUCUAUUGACGCUCUUCCUCACGACGCACACCCAAUGGGCAUCCUGGUGGGGUCCAUCUGCGCCCUUUCAGCUUUCCACCCGGACGCCAAUCCCGCAAUUCAGGGCCAGGAUCUGUACAAGAGCCGCGCGGUGCGUGACAAGCAGAUUGUGCGCGUGCUGGGCAAGGUCCCCGCAAUGGCAGCCGCUGCAUACCACCGCGCAACGGGGCGCAGGGUCUCUCCGCCCGUCACCGAGCUUACCUAUGCUGAGAACUUUUUGUACAUGUUGGAUGCCAUGGGCGACCGGUCGUAUCGGCCGCACCCCCGCUUGGCGCGCGCUCUGGACAUCAUGUUCAUUCUGCACGCAGAGCACGAGAUGAACUGCUCCACCGCCGCAGUCAGGCACCUCUCCUCCAGCGGGGUGGACGUUUACACGGCCCUGGCGGGUGCCACGGGCGCCCUGUACGGCCCGCUGCACGGGGGCGCCAACGAGGCGGUGCUCAAGAUGCUCAGCGAGAUUGGCAGCGUGGACAACAUCCCCGACUUUGUGGACGGCGUCAAGAACCGGAAGCGCAAGCUGUCUGGAUUUGGCCACCGCGUGUACAAGAAUUACGACCCGCGCGCCAAGAUUAUCAAGAAGCUGGCGGACGAGGUCUUCUCCAUCGUCGGGCGGGACCCGCUGGUCGAGGUGGCCGUGGCAUUGGAGAAGCAUGCUCUCUCCGACGACUACUUCGUCAAGCGCAAACUGUACCCCAACGUCGACUUCUACUCGGGCCUCAUCUACAGGGCGAUGGGCUUCCCCACCGAGUUCUUCCCGGUCCUCUUCGCCAUCCCGCGGAUGGCGGGCUAUUUGUCACACUGGAAGGAGUCUCUUGACGACCCGGACACCAAAAUCAUUCGGCCGCAGCAGGUGUAUACGGGCGAGUGGUUGCGCUCGUACGCCCCUGCAUCAAACCGUCCGGAUGCGGCAGGUGGAGUCGACAAACCGGGGCCCAUUCACGCCUCAAAUGCUACGAAAAGACGGUUAGCGGCAUUCAAGCAAGGGAGUACGUGAUUUGUCAUAUUUGCGCGUCUUUGAUAUACAUAGGAAGAGGUAAGAGAAAAGUUGGCCUGGCACUCGGCCUCAUCACCAGAUUACAUGCAGCUUAGUCGCUCACCGAGUACAUAGACACGUGGCCAAAUGGCAACAAUGACCAGGUUUAGUAACCAGAAUUUAUGAUGAGAAUCGUUUGACUAUUCCGGCCUCAGCUUGAUUAUGUAGAACUUGAAGCAGCGGAAUCAUUUGAAUGUUUGCUUGCAUAUUGGGGCCCACAGCUCAGUGAUCGGCUCGUAUUCAAUCAAAAGUACGACCUCUAGCUGUAACUCAUUUUCAGCACCAUAAUGGUUUUCAUGCCAUCAUGGCAUAAAACCCUGGAAUCAUAAGAUACACCUCAGCCUUUUAGAAACGUACUAACAAGUGCAUGUUUGGCGGUCACUGUACGUGGUCACUGUUGUGUAGCACGCCAUACAACGACCGUACUUAGGCUGUCACAUGGCUCGAGCUCGCAAUUUGAUUGAUCAGGCAUGACGCUAAAAGCCCGGCCGUCGGGCCGGGCUGCGGCGUGCGUGCAACCAGCUAGAUUUGGUGCCCACACAUGCCAACUUGCCAUCGCGUUGUUGAAGAACGUCGCGACCCCGCCCCUAACUCGGAGGCCGCAGAAGCCAUCAC